Messenger RNA from Panonychus citri (citrus red mite), 1963 nucleotides. Its product is annotated as organic cation transporter protein-like. The transcript has 8 exons. Lineage: Eukaryota; Metazoa; Arthropoda; Arachnida; Trombidiformes; Tetranychidae. The record is from RefSeq and is a predicted model, not a curated record. Bases 119 to 1882 code for a protein of 587 amino acids.
UACCUCCCUUGGAUCAUCAAUCAUCGGUGGACUAAUUGUUGGACUAAUUGCCGAUCGAUUUGAACGUAAAUCAUCACUUCUAUUUUCGUUGUAUUUAUUUGUGGCAGUCGCUUUUUCAAUGCACUUUGUUCAGGAUAUCAUUUCGUUUGGUAUCGCUUUUUGUUUACAAAACUUUUUCCUAAUGGGUAUUCAAAUUGCAUCUUAUGUCCUUCUUAUGGAGAUCAUGCCUUCCCCGUAUCAAUUUCAAGCGUCCGUUUAUUAUGUGGGCUUUUCGAUAGUCUCAUCGAUGAUUGUCCCUCUAAUUAUGUGGCUCAUUUCUUCAUGGAGAUACAUACAAUUAGCUAUUUCUGCUCCAGGGGUUGUAUUUUUUGCUCACCUAUGGAUUUUACCUCGAUCGCCGUUGUGGUUAAUCUCUGAGGGUAAAAUGACCGAAACCGAAAAUCUUAUGGAAAAUCUUGGUAAACAAAAUGGUAAAUCAAUGCCUCCAAGUUUUAGAUUACAUUUGCAAAAUUUUCUUAAUCUAAUCAAAAGUUGCGAUGGUUUAAGUGGAAAACGACACAAUAUUUGGUCACAAUUUUCAUCGCCAUCAUUACGUUGGUACCUAUUGGCUCAUUUUUACCUUUUCUUUGUCACUUAUUUAUCACUAAAUGUCACCGAUUCUCAGGUAUUGAGAUUACAUCAAACUAAACACACUGAUUACUUUUAUCGAGGUCUAAUGGAUCUCGGUGCUCUUACAAUAAUCUAUCAUAUAUCAAUGAGAAUUGGACCAAGACCAAUGCAAUCAAUCAUCUUCAUUCUAAGUGGACUCUUGAUGAUGAUUGCGAUUUCCAUUGAAGAGCUUUUUCCAAUUAACAAUGAACAAAAUGGUUAUAAUUAUCAUAUAUUGUUGAUUCCGUCAACUUUGGUUUCUGCAGCUCGAACCUUAUUGAUGACUUUACCCAUUUUCAUUUGGUAUCAUACAAUUAAAACUUUACCAACGGGAAUUAGGGCAAUUGGAUUCGCUUGUUGUUUUGCUUGGGGAGUUGUUGGACAAAUGUCGGCUCCUAAUCUUUUAGUACUUGCUGAAUUAAUUGCUCCUUUUAUCCCGAUUGGUUUGUGUGGAUCUUUGUCCAUGAUCGCCGGUGGUUUGUCGCUUCUUUUCCCUGAUUUCUGGCGAAAACCGCUACCAAACACUUUGUCGGAUGUUGAGAAUCGUUCAUCACCACAGACAACAAUUAGUCGAUCAUCAAUCAGUGAUGGAUUCCGACAAAUUAAAAGUCUAAACUCACAAUAUAUCAAAUCACCUUGUGAAAUUGAUCUUUGUACAUCAAUGGAUCCAAAGACAGAGGCGAAACUAAUUCUUGCACAAAAUUUGAAUCAACAACAACAAAUACAACAAUUACCGUUGACACAAAGUGAUUGUUAUUACGAUGAUGGAUUAACAACAAAUCACCUUACCUAUGGAGGUAUAAUCGAUGUAAAUUAUGAUAACUCUUCAACAAUUAACAGACCAAUGAUGCACCCUGACAUUGAUAGAAUCAAUUGUAUUCGCGAUUCAAUUGUUCUUAGUGAAACCCAAGGGUCACAAUUAACUGAACUUGAUGAUAUGGUUGUUGAUAAUGGUAAUUGGCAUUUAUUUUCACCUUCAGAUAAUCAUUUGUAUUUACCUUCAUCAACCUCUGGACAAUUAACUUCAAAUCUUAUUGGUCAUAAUCGUAAUGGUAUAGUUGAAACUAAUCGCUCUUUUCGUGAUUUACAAAUUUUUUCAAACAACGGACAAACUAAUCAACACCAUUCUAAUCACACCAAUCAACAAAAUAGAUCAACAGUUGAUGAAGAUGAAAAUUCUGCUGUCAUUAUAAUUGAAAAUAGUGUUGCUCAAGUUUCCGAGACAAAACUCUGAUUUCUAUCAGAUAAUUGAACUUUUAAAGUUUCGAUUUUUUUUAUAUGUAAAUGCAAGUACAUCAAACAACUAAAUAAAUAA